Molecule: messenger RNA, 924 nt
Organism: Liolophura sinensis
Lineage: Eukaryota; Metazoa; Mollusca; Polyplacophora; Chitonida; Chitonidae
Exons: 6
Coding region: 187-924 (245 amino acids)
Source: RefSeq, a predicted model, not a curated record
UGAACGCUUACAUAUCAGUAGGAUUCCUUUAACAGUCGAGUCAUUUCUAUACUGCUUUACACUAUCCGUCAGUUCGAAUCAACAUGACUGCUUCACGAAAAGGGUACCCGUAAGGUGACGUAUGCUGACACAGAUGCACAGCUGGUUGACAUGAUUUACCGACUGACUUGACUGUCCCUUGGUAAGAUGUGGAAAUCAGGCCUGGUUACUCUCCUCGCCCUGGCUGUCUCCUGUGAUUGUUUACAAUAUGUAAGGAGACAAACGUUUAAGUCGGAAGAUGCAGUUUCCGGAAGAACAUCGCUGAAGAUCGACAUCCAAGUUCCGGGCAAGAUACAAUGGAAGUCCGACAGUUCUAACACCCUACAGUUCCGCGUGACAUCACGUGCCACAGAACCGCAAGAAUUGAAUAAAGUACGAGUCUCCCUUGACAGCAGCGCCGAUACUGUUCUGCUCACAGUGAAGUCUGUUCAGAAGCAACCGUCAUUCGCCGCCCACGGGGCCGUGAACGGAGCGGUUGGUCUAUACGUGACGUCACUUCCGCUGAUAGCCACUGCGCUGAUUACCGCGCUGUGGCCGUUCGGUUCCGGUGGGAGAUGCGGUACUGUUGUGGCGUUCUUGUUGAUCUGGCUAGUCCGCGAUCCAGGCGGAUCUCUGGUGGACACAAGGCUACUGGUGGACAAAGAUGCCGCUGUGACCGUUCUUGUUCCUGAGGAGUUUGUGUUCCGGGCGGUCAGCCUGCACGUGGCCGGCGGGGAGAUCGAGGUGGACCCCGCCUUCACCCGAACCCGAACUCCGCUGGAAUGUUCCGCCUCGGCCAACGGGCAGACCGCGCCGUCAGACGCUGGCAAUUCCAGUAAGUCGCUCCCAGAGCUGAGAGCCUCCCAACCUAUUCCCUUAUGUGGAGCGUUCUGUCCGGAACUGUGA